AUAAAGGAAAAAACAAAGUUUUGCAGUUUUAUACAACAACAAUUUAAGAUGCGGGGUGUUUUUGGACGAAUAUCACGAACACUAAAACGAAAAGGAGAAUACUGUGAAGCAAACGACCGAACGUCCAUUCACUAAAUAAUAAUAUGGAAGAUCCUGGUGGCCUUUGUUAGACGUGUACAAGAAGAAGAUGGGAGAGGACAACAUAAGCACCUCAACAUGGAAUCCAGGUCAUAUAUCGGAUAAUCCCCAUGAAUUUAUACCGAUUUAUGAUACUCCUCUGGAUUACGAGAUUCCACUAGAGGAGAUCCCCGACACGACUCAGGGACAAGCGUUUUUCGUGGCUACGAUCGUCAUCGCUGUGGUCCUGGUUUGCAUCAUGCUGGUUUGUGGCGUUGGGAAUUGCCUCUUUAUCGUCACAUUGGCAAGGUACAAAAAACUCAGAAAUCUGACCAAUUUGCUCAUCGCCAAUUUGGCAAUAUCAGACUUCCUGGUGGCGACUGUGUGCUGCCCGUUUUUGGUGGAUUAUUACGUGGUGAAGCGACUGUCGUGGAAUCAUGGGAUUGUGCUCUGUGUCUCCAUUAACUACCUGAGGACCGUGUCUCUGUAUGUGUCAACCAAUGCCCUGCUAGCCAUUGCUGUGGACAGAUACAUGGCUAUUGUUCAUCCCCUGAAGCCCCGAAUGAAGUUUCAAACGGCCUACUGGCUAAUCUUUGGGGUUUGGAUAAUCCCCAUCCUCAUCUCCGUACCCUCAGCGUACUUUGCUACAGAACGCGAGUACCCGCACAGCACGCAAACCCAUGACAAAAAGAUCUUCUGCGCGCAGAUCUGGUCCGCAGACCAACAAUUUAUUUAUCGUUCCUACUUCCUGUUCGUAUUCAUAGUGGAGUUUUUGGGACCCGUGGUCACCAUGGCGAUCUGUUACGCACGCAUAUCCAAGGAGCUGUGGUUUAAGAACGUUCCAGGGUUUCCUACGGAACAGCUGCGCAGACGGUUGCGUAGCCGUCGCAGAACGGUCGUUGCACUGAUCGGCGUGUUGGUGGCGUACGUUUUGUGCUGGGCACCGUAUUAUAGUUUCACCCUCCUUCGGGAUUUCUACCCUGCGCUGAUUACUCGUGGCCGUAACUCGCUGGUGGUUUUCUACAUCAUUGAGUGUGUUGCUAUGAGCAAUGGGGUCAUCAAUACUCUUUGCUUCGUGAGCGUCAGGAACAACACCCCAAAAUGCUUUAUGGCCGUGAAACUAGCUAACUGGCGCUCGCUCACCAGGGUGAUUGUUGGUAAAAUGACAGAGGACGACAUCAGGACUUCAUCAUUGCGAGUGACAGAGGAAGUGGAGUGUACACGAAUCAAGUAAACAAAGGUGGAAGGCCUAACCGCAAGGGCGUAGCAGCGAUUUUAACAGUUUUUUUAAUCAAUUGCAAAUUUUCACGAUUUUUUAAGCACCAGUCUGUUCCUUAAAUUUGCUAAACUUUGUAUGCCAUGGACAAAUAUAUUUACAUAACUAGACACAACAAAAGCUAAAGCCCCAAUUUUUAUUCAGUAUAUAACAAAUUUAGCAACUUGACGCAUUGGAAUUAUAAGGUUCUUAAUAACACCUUUUUUAUUUGUAUACUUACUACUUACAUGUUGUUAUGGUUGAUGAAGUUUGUACAUUUUGGAAAGCAAAAAGGUUCUAAGUGAAAUGGAACGCAAAACUUAGAAGCUCAAUAUCUCAAAACUGCUCAGACUGCAGAUAGAACCUUAUCAUUUUAAGGCAACGAACUGUAUUGCUAUAUUUAGCGGCUAGCCACAAUAGAAACUUUUUGGACUAAUUCUUAUCCGUAUAAUUCGACAUGAUGACAUCAUGUAAAUGCUUAUUAGCGCAUGCUGUCAUCUGGCGACAAUUAAAGACUCUCCAAACAGGUUUCUUAAGUAUUUUCCAUGGAAAAUCAUUGGGUGAUCACAAUUUGUAACAGGACAUACGUUAUUUUUAAUAUUUUAACUAAUGGUAACCUCA
This is a messenger RNA of Triplophysa dalaica, 1993 nucleotides long. It is a transcript of the gene prokr1a, whose product is annotated as prokineticin receptor 1a. Gene Ontology annotation, molecular function: neuropeptide receptor activity. Gene Ontology annotation, cellular component: membrane. NCBI's taxonomy places the organism in Eukaryota, Metazoa, Chordata, Actinopteri, Cypriniformes, Nemacheilidae. Gene Ontology annotation, biological process: neuropeptide signaling pathway. The transcript has 3 exons. The coding region runs from base 188 to 1351 and encodes 387 amino acids. The record is from RefSeq and is a predicted model, not a curated record.